GACUGACAGCUCAUGGGGCCCCCGGGCAAUAGGGGAUCAUGGGGCCCCUGUGUCCUUGCCCACACCCAAAAAAGCCUAUGAAAAAGCCAAUGAGUGGGUAAGUUCAGGGGCGGACUGACAACUCAUGGGGCCCCUGGGCAAUAGGGGAUCAUGGGGGCCCCUGUGUCCUUGCCCAAACUCAAAAAAGCCUAUGAAAAAGGUACCAGGGGCAUCUCAUGGGGCCCCCUACUGACCCCGGGCCCUCGGGCAGUGCCCGAGUUUCCAAAUGGUCAGUCCACCCCUGGGUAAGUUGAGUCUGCCAGCAU
This is a messenger RNA of Staurois parvus, 305 nucleotides long. The record is from the annotation of a GenBank genome assembly. NCBI's taxonomy places the organism in Eukaryota, Metazoa, Chordata, Amphibia, Anura, Ranidae.